AUGCCUUCUUGCUUGAUCGAAUCACCCCAGAAGCCUAUUCAAGGCCAAUCUCUUUAUCACACUUGUCUCUCUGUCCUUGACAGAUUGGCUCUCGUCAAUGGAUUCCAGCAAUUCCUCGAUUCACCAGUCCAGAAGACUCAGUUAUUAAAUACCGAUCCUGUCACAAAACUGUGGAACCUAUGUCAGCUCGGAACUCCUCUCUACACCCUAUUCAAUGCACUCGACCCAAAAGAACCCCUCACUCUCGAAUACAACCACAACCUCAACCAGGCAAACAACGCAAAGGCAAUAGUCUACCAUUUUCUGGUCAGCUGUCGAAAAGAACUCGACUUUGCUGAAGAAGAUCUCUUUGGAAUCACUGACAUCUUUCUCGAUGACACCAAUGGAUUCGUAAAAGUUGUCAAUACGAUCACAAAGAUACUACAGAUCUUACAAGACCGUGGCGUCAUCAGUGCCAAGUCUCCCAAUCGCAACUCUGAUCCAAAUGCUCCAAAGGAUACUCGCGAUAAAAUUGUACUUGAAUUGCUAGAAACCGAACGAAAAUAUGUCCAAGACAUGGAACUUCUUCAAGCAAGUACAAAAGAACACAAAAUAUAUAUUCCAUACAACAUACUAACCAAAUUUUUUUAUGUUUUUAUACAGAGCUAUAUGCGUGAAUUACAGAUCCAAAAGAUCUUGUCCCCAGACACGGUCCACUAUCUGUUCGCCAAUCUAAACGCCCUAGUCGAUUUCCAGCGUCGGUUCUUGAUCCAGCUCGAAGACAUUGCCGAAAAACCAGCCCAAGACCAACAACUCGGCCUUUUGUUUGUCCAGACCGAAGACGCCUUUAUUGUCUACGAGCCCUAUUGCUCAAACUACUAUGCUGCCCAGGACCUCGUCAAGGAGAAGGCGGCCGAGCUGCAAAAACUCGACCACGUCCUCAGCCCAACCCACCAGCUGCUCUCCAUGCUCAUCAAGCCAAUCCAGCGCAUCUGCAAGUACCCCCUGCUCAUGUCGUCCCUACUCAAGAGCACAAACCCAUCCUGGCAAUCCUACCCUCAGCUCAUCCAGGGCUCAGAGGCCAUCAGACGAGUAGCCGAAAAGGUUAACGAGACCCAGCGCAAACAAGAAAAUCUACAACUAGUCCAAGAUCUCAAGAAAAGAAUGGACGACUGGAAGGGUCCUCCUAUUGAUUCUCAUGGUGCACUCUUGCUACAAGAAAAACUAAUGGUAACCGUCAAUGACCUCGACCGCGAACAUCUCAUUCUCCUGUUUGAAAAAGCAAUCCUGAUCUGCAAGGAGCUCAAGGAGGGUUCCAAGAACAGAUUGACCAAGACAAACACUAUUAUGAAGAAAAAGCGCAGAGCCAGCAUCCAAGCCAAGGGCACAAUCUCCGUUAACCGGAUUACACACAUUCUGAACAAGUCCACAGCCAGCGGUGGUAAGUACUAUUCGUCAAGUAAUAGUAAUAGUGUCCAACAAUUCACCCUAAAGUUCCGUAAUGAAGAACAACUGAAACAGUGGGAGGCUGUGAUUGAUAAGACUCGCAUGAACAUCCAAUCAACCUCGAGCUCCACACCCCUACUUCCAACCCCAUCCCAGUCCACAAGCGACAAGACCUCUUUUAUCGACUCACUCGAUGACGACGAUGAUGACGAAAGUACCAAGAAGUUUAUCCGACCAAUUGCUUCAUCGUCUUCUCGGCUAUCCGAACUUGCCAACAUUCCACUGUCCUUGCUAUUAUCCUCUACCUCUACUUCUACAUCAACAUCCACAUCGAGUGCUUCUUCUGGGUCUUCAUAUUUUCCACCAUCGUUGUUAUCACCUGUGACUUUGACUGGUUCACAAGAUACAUUAAAAGUCAAAUUGACUUAUAAUGAGGGAGUGUAUUGUAUCGUGACGCCUCAUCAGAUCAAGUUUUCUGAUUUGAUGGAACGGGUUGAAAAGAAGAUCAAGAUCGUUGCAAAUCUGAAGCCAAAUGCGGUCUUACGACUCAAAUACCGGGAUGAAGACGGAGACCAUAUUACCAUCAGUUCGGAUGACGAUGUUCAGAUGGCAUUCGAAAGCCGUGGACAGAACACAGUCAACCUCUUUGUCACCCUCUAA
Phycomyces blakesleeanus NRRL 1555(-) is the source of this 2085-nucleotide messenger RNA. RefSeq lists its product as hypothetical. Gene Ontology annotation, cellular component: division septum; mating projection tip; cytoplasm. The record is from RefSeq and is a predicted model, not a curated record. Gene Ontology annotation, biological process: establishment of cell polarity; septin ring organization. Lineage: Eukaryota; Fungi; Mucoromycota; Mucoromycetes; Mucorales; Phycomycetaceae. Gene Ontology annotation, molecular function: protein binding; guanyl-nucleotide exchange factor activity. The transcript is spliced from 5 exons. The coding region runs from base 1 to 2085 and encodes 694 amino acids.